AUGCUACGCCAGCAAACCGCCUCUGUUGCAUCGACCACCUCCUCCACUUCAACCACGCUCAACGAUUCCUUGGACGGAUAUCACAGUACACCGUACUUAGUUAGCUCAGCACAUCCGACGGCGUCGCGGCGACAUCGCUCAUCAUCGAGUCUAAGCUCGUCUUAUGUCCCAGUAGUUCAAGGAUCGAGAACAGGAAAUGGGCCUGCAAUUGCACGAUCUCGGGAGCCUAGUUUGUCAUUCCCAUCGGCACGUCCAAACGACCUUUCAAAGCCCGCUCGUGCCUUGUCGACCACAUCGCGGCAGCCGGAUCAAGUCCUGCCAUCCUUGGCUGCAUUGAUACAACCGCAACCACAACAACAGGGCGAGAAUGUGCCAAGCAACGUCCCCGGACCGCAGAAUGCCCGUCAGAGGUCUUUCUCCCCGCAACAAGUGCCAGCCUCCGGCAAUCCGCCUCGUCAGGAAACACUGGUCCAACGAGGAGAGUUGGAAGCUAUGAAGCGAGAAAACGAGGCUCUGCGUCGUCGCAUACGGGACCUCGAGCUUGUUGUUAAGAAAUAUCGAGAACGCGAAGUCGCCUCUCCAGAACAGCCAACAAACGACCAUGAGACGACACUGAAAUUGGGAAAACUGUCCAUCUCCUCGAGGGACGACGCGAAGGAUGGUCCUUGA
Messenger RNA from Aspergillus fischeri NRRL 181, 669 nucleotides. RefSeq lists its product as uncharacterized. The transcript has a single exon. The coding region runs from base 1 to 669 and encodes 222 amino acids. NCBI's taxonomy places the organism in Eukaryota, Fungi, Ascomycota, Eurotiomycetes, Eurotiales, Aspergillaceae. The record is from RefSeq and is a predicted model, not a curated record.